Molecule: messenger RNA, 663 nt
Organism: Rotaria sordida
Lineage: Eukaryota; Metazoa; Rotifera; Eurotatoria; Philodinida; Philodinidae
Source: the annotation of a GenBank genome assembly
AUGGCACAAUCCUCAUCUUCUGAUUAUAUAUUUAAAAUUAUUUUAACAGGUGAUUCAGGUGUAGGAAAAUCAAGUUUAUUAUCACGUUUUACUCGUAAUGAAUUUUCACUUGAAAGUCGUUCAACAAUUGGUGUUGAGUUUUCAACAAAAGAAGUUCAAGUUGAUGGUAAAACAAUUAAAGUAGAAAUAUGGGACACUGCUGGUCAAGAACGUUUUAUGACCAUUACAAAACAUUAUUAUCGUACUGCUUUAGGUACUCUAUUAGUUUUUGAUCUUCUUAAAGCAUCAACAUUUCAAAAUCUUAAUCAAUGGUAUAAUGAAGUACGAGCAAAUGCUGGUAUUGAAUGUUCUAUUAUUUUAGUUGGUAAUAAAGUCGAUCAACGACAUAAGCGUGAGGUUCUUUAUGAAAAUGCUAAACGUUAUGCUGAUGAAAGAAAUAUUCCUUACAUUGAAACAUCAGCAUUAGAUACAACAAAUGUGGAACAAGCUUUUCGCAGUCUUAUUGCAGACAUUUAUCGAAAUUGGAUAUCUCGAAUAGAUUUACUGAAAGAAAAUCCAAAUAAAAGGUCACACACAAGUAAUCAACCAAUAAGACCUAAUUAUGCAUCAUCAUCUAAGCCGACAAAUGAUAAACCUUCUGGAUAUUGUUGUCCUAUGUCUUAA